GUAGGCGGUGGACUCCCCUACAAGCAAUCUUAUUCCAUUGGCUGCCUUUUGCCAAGCUGGCUGCUUGCUGAGGCUGGUUAAUCUUUACACUUGGAGGGAAGGAGGAAGUGAGAGAUCGGCUGGUUUGUCGACCAAAGGUUGGUGUGCUGAAGUUGCAGCAAGUCUGUGCACAGCUGGUGAUAAACUCUGCCCGGAGCUGUGAGAUGUGGAGGCAUCAUCUUCGCCCAUGUCCUUCCCUGCCAGCGACUUCGGCUGCCCACCCCUGAGGAGGAGUUUCGGACUCAGUUACCCCCUCCCAUCCUGAUGCGCUAAGGACACCACCUGAUGGCUCCACCUUCAGUUCUGGGCGCAGAGACCUGGGCCGCGAGUGCUGGGGCUUGCGUGGUGACCCUGGACGUGAUCUGUGCCCUGAGUCUCCUGCUUCUCAUCCUGCUUGUGAUCUCCUGUGGAAACUGCAUGAGGAAUUCAUCUCAGUUCUCAACGGACAGGAACUACACGGAAUAUACAGAGGGCAAAUCACAGCUGAUCCGGGUGGUGAAGCUAGAUGACGAUGAACAGACAAAGAUCACCUGCAAACCGACGUUAACAGAAGGUUCCUUGCAUUCGCGAAAGGUGAGCUGGCAAAAUGAUGUGCAGGUGCCUGGGACCCUGUCCCCUGAACUUCCUCAUGCCCCUGCUCCACAGAGCAGGGCACUCCCGGACAUUCCCACAGGCCCUGUCGGCAAGGAAGACACCGAGGGGAAGGGAGACCCCAUCUACCAGACGGCCAGCGAGUUGGACGCCCCCAGCCAAGGUGCAGAGGAGGACCCAAAGGAGCAACCGUACAUGGCCUCCAGCCAGCCGGCUCCCGACGUGCCAAUGACAGAUCUGAUCGUGGAGGAGGAGGAGGAGGGUGGUAGGUCUGCCUCGGGGAAAGUGACGGCUGUCUACGCCCGAGUCAGCAAGAAGGUGAAGAACCCAUCGGACGUGGCGGCCUUGGCCCCUUGCCCUCCACCUGGGGAACUGGAGCAGGAGGAACUGCCCCCUCCCAUCCCAGAAAAGCUCUUCAGCGAUGGAGAAAUUGGCGGUUCACCAGGUGACCAGAGCUGGGGACCGGACAACUGACAACCCCUCCCAGGGGCAGGGUGCGCAUGCUGACCCCCUGGAGGAGGGGCACCAUGGAUGAACAAGUGCGGCGAUUGGACUGGUCAGGCGGAAGGGCUGACUGAUGAGGACAGGAGACCAGCACUGCAGGACGGCACCUCUCUCUGGGCUCCUUGUCAUCAGCCAUCUUGGGCCAGCUCACACCCCCGGCUAACAGCUUCCUGCAGACUUCAGCUCACACACGUCCCUUCCCACAUAUUAUUGGGGUAGGGUGAGCAAGAUGGGGGGGCAGGGGUUGGAGCCCUCCCUUUAAUGCUCCUUCACCAGCGUGGCUGGCACCAUUUGAGAAGAUUGCCAAAUCCCAUGCGGAAGAGAUCGCCAAUGUCCACUGGAUAGCACCUUGUGUUAUGCUUUCCAGUGCCAGGGAUCGAGGUUCGAUUCCCACUGCUGUCUGUAAGGAGUUUGUACGUUCUCUCUGGGACCGUGUGGAUUUCCUCCAGAUGCUCCGGUUUCCCCCCGCUCUGUGGGUGAACCUACCCCUGAACUGUCACCUCGGCAACCUGUGCGCUGUUCAGUCCCGCUCUGGGGCAGAGGAACGUCUGAUGUGCUGUAACUGUUGGUUACAGAAUGGCCUGAAGCAGUUAUGUAUGGGUUAGAUUACAAACGUUUGUAGAUCAGGGUUGCUUCUCAUAUGUACCUCGAAACUUAAAUGAAGUGUACCAUGUGCAUCAAUGACCAAGAGUGUGCAAAAACAUGCUGGGACAGCCCGCCACGCUUCCUGCCCCAACACAGCUGACUGACCCUAACAUGUACAUCUUUGGAGGAAACCAGAGCACCCAGAGGAAACCCACAUGGUCAUGGGGAGAUCGUACAAAUUCGUAAAAACAGCAGCGGGAAUUGACGCAGCGUCCUGACGAAGGGUCUCGGCCUGAAACGUCGACUGUACCUCUUCCUAGAGAUGCUGACUGGCCUGCUGUGUUCACCAGCAACUUUGAUGUGUGUAGCGGGAAUUGAACCCUGAUUGGAUAGCUCGCACUGAGAGCGUUACGCUGACCGCUAUGCUACCCCGCUGCCUGUGUAUCGAUGCAGAGCAGAGCCUCAGUGUAUAACGGGCAGGGAAACUGGAGGUAGGGAGAUGUGUCUAUCCCAGAGUGAUCCCAGGAGUGCACAGCUCCCUCCCAUUUGUCCAGCAUUUCCCCCGUGCUUGUCGGUGGUAGGCUGACACAGCGUCACGGAGACAGAGCUCGAGGGCAAUGGAACCCAGCAGCAGGACGGGGAGUAAUCAGCAGCCCUGACUCCUCAUCCUCCAGGCAGUGAAUGCUGGUUGUGUGGUGUCAUACAGCGCAGGAGGCCAUUUGGCCCGCAGAAUCCAUUCUGGCCCCAUUCACUCCAAUCCCAUUUCUUCCUUUCCACCAACUCGUCACUUUGCUCUGGUACACCCACAUGUCAUUUACCCCACCGAUGCGCAUGUCCUCAGGAUGUGGAUCGAAACCGGAGCACCCGGGGAAAGCCAGUCCAGACACUCCACAUAGACAGUACCUGACUUGGGUCCCUGGAUUUGUACCAACAGCGUCACCCGGUUGCACGGCUGCUGAGUGUUAUUUUUAAUAUUGUACCAACAGUAAAAAGCAUUUACCAUUUGUUAAGGGCAAGGUCUCAGUCCAAAACAUCGACUGUUCAUUCCUCUUCAGAGAUGCUGCCUGGCCCACUGAAGUUCCUCCGGCAUUUUGUGUGUGUUGCUCUGGAUUUCCAACAUCUGCAGAAUCUCGUGUUUGUAAUCUUUUUUUAAUUCAUUAAAAUAAAAGGCAGAUAUGCAGAUGCUGGUGUGUCGAGGGAC
Messenger RNA from Mobula hypostoma (lesser devil ray), 2920 nucleotides. RefSeq lists its product as uncharacterized. Lineage: Eukaryota; Metazoa; Chordata; Chondrichthyes; Myliobatiformes; Myliobatidae. Bases 325 to 1104 code for a protein of 259 amino acids. The transcript has 6 exons. The record is from RefSeq and is a predicted model, not a curated record.